This is a messenger RNA of Staurois parvus, 1947 nucleotides long. Lineage: Eukaryota; Metazoa; Chordata; Amphibia; Anura; Ranidae. The record is from the annotation of a GenBank genome assembly.
AUGGAGAAGACGUAUACCUGCUCAAAAUGUGGGAAGAGCUUCAAUGAGAAAGCCAAACUUAUGGUGCAUGAAAUCAAUCACAAAAUUGAGAAGCAAAAUUCAUGCUCUGAGUGUGGCAAAUGUUUCCGUGACCAAUCUGCCCUUCUGAGAGUGCACGUCGGUAAAAAGGUCUUCUCAUGUUCUGAAUGUUGGAAGUGCUUUUCCCAGGAGUCCUACUUGCUCAAACAUCAACGGAUCCACUCUGGAGAGAAGCCAUUUUCAUGUUCUGAAUGUGGGAAAAGUUUUGCUGAGAAAGGGAAAUAUAUUGCCCAUCAAAGGUACCACCAAGGGAAACCAUUCAAAUGCUCAGAGUGUGGGAAAAGUUUCACACUGAAGAGGGGCCUUAUUGACCAUGAGAGAAUUCACACAGGAGAACGCCCAUUUGUUUGCUCCGAAUGCGGAAAAUGUUUUGCCCUGAGGUCCAGCCUUACUAGACAUCGGAGAGUGCACACUGGGACAAAGCCAUACGUGUGCUCAAAGUGCGGGAAGCGUUUUCUUCUCAGGUCCUAUCUUACCAGCCAUCAAAAAGUCCACUCAGGGGAGAAGCCUUAUUCCUGCCCCGAGUGCGGCAAACGUUUUGCGGUAAAAUCAGGUUUCACCCGACACCAGAAAGUCCACAGUGCCGAGAGGCCGUUUUCGUGCUCGCAGUGCGGGAAGUGUUUCCAGUGGAAGUCGUCCCUUGACUAUCAUAAGAAGACACACGAUGUGGAAAAGCCUUUUGCGUGUUCUGAAUGUGGAAAGUUUUUCAACAAGAGAGCAGAUCUCAAUGUACAUCUCCGAAUCCACACCGGGGAGAAGCCUUACUCUUGUUCAGAAUGCGGGAAAAGCUUUUCGAGGAAACGUUACCUUAUUGAACAUCAGAAAACUCACACGGGCCAGGACCUUUACUCCUGUUCAGAGUGCGGGAAAUGUUUUACCCGGAGGCCAAACCUUAUUUUGCACCACAAGACUCACACAGGAGAGAAGCCGUAUUCAUGUUCAGAAUGCGGGAAGUCUUUUAUAUACAAGACUCAUCUUGUUACUCACCAGCGAACUCAUACGGGGGAGAAGCCCUAUUCUUGCACCGAGUGCGGAAAGUCCUUUAAAGACAGGUCGUAUUUUAUCAGCCACCAAAAGGUUCACACGGGGGAGAAGCCUUACGCCUGCACCGAGUGCGGGAAAAGCUUCAAGUGGAAAUCAAACCUGGUGACCCACCAGAGAACGCACACAGGGGAGCGGCCCUACUCCUGCACAGAGUGCGGAAAGUGCUUUCCGGACAAAGCGUAUCUCAUCGCCCAUCAAAAACUUCACUCGGGGGAGAAGCCCUAUCCUUGUCCUGAGUGUGGCAAAUGUUUUUCGGUCAAAUCGAACCUUAUUAAGCAUAGGGAACGGAUUCACACGGGAGUGAAGCCAUAUUGCUGCUCCGAAUGUGGCAAAUGUUUCUCCCACAAAAUAUCUCUCAUCACACACGAGUCAUUUCACACAGGGGUGAAGCCGUUCUUCUGUACCGAAUGCGGGAAACAGUUUUCCCGAAAGUCAGUCCUUAUCCUUCAUGAGAGGGUUCACACAGGCGAGAAGCCAUAUCCGUGCCCAGAGUGCGGGAAGUGUUUCUCGCAGAGGACUCAUCUGAACACGCACAGGAGGAGCCACACGUCGGAGAGGCCUUUCUCCUGCUCGGAGUGUGGGAAGACCUAUUCCCGGAAAUCGUACCUUGUCGACCAUCUCAGGACCCACACGGGGGCGAAGCCUUACUCGUGCUCUGUGUGUGGGAAGUGUUUCUCCUGCAAGUCGAAUUUAAUCACUCACCAGACGAUCCACAGCAGCAAGAAGCCUUUCUCGUGUGCCCAGUGCGGAAAGUGUUUUCAGACAAGGUCGGCCUUCACAUAUCAUAAGAAAUUGCAUGCGGCAGAUAAGCUUCCUCUGUGCUGA